AUGGAGGAAAUCAGCUGGAUCAUCGUCGCCGCCGUCAUCACCUCCCUGACCCUCGUACUCUGUAAAACCCUCCUCUUCAAGCCCUCACACAGCAAGCUCCCACCAGGACCAUUCUCCAUCCCAAUCAUCGGCACCUUCCUCUGGAUGCUGAGAAGCAAAGGAUUCUCCGACCUGGAACCAGCACUCGUUAAGCUCCGCGCCAGGUACGGCUCCAUCAUCAAAAUCCGCAUCUUCUCCCGUCCGGUCAUCUUCAUCUCCUCCCACUCCUUAGCCCACCAAGCCCUCAUCCAGGACGGCGCCGUUUUCGCCGACCGGCCGCCGGCUCCCCCUGUCUCCAAAAUCGUCUCUUCCAACCAGCACAACAUCAGCUCCGCCUCCUACGGCAUCACAUGGCGCCUCCUCCGCCGCAACCUCACUUCCCAAAUCCUCCACCCUUCCCGCGUCAGGUCCUUCUCCCGCGCUCGCUCCUGGGUCCUCCAAAUCCUCCUCCGCCGAAUCCGGAACCAUCACAACCAAGAACAGAGCAGCCUGAGGUUGAAAGAUCACAUCCACCACGCCAUGUUCGCCCUGCUGGUGCUCAUGUGCUUCGGCGACAGGCUGGAGGAGGAUCAAAUCCAUGAGGUGGGACGAGUUCAGAGGAGGAUGCUGCUCGGAUUCCGUCGCUUUCAGAUACUCAAUCUCUGGCCGAGCAUCACUAAAUUCCUCCUCCGUCGCCAAUGGAAGGAAUUUCAUCAGCUUCGUCAUGAACAGCAUCAGGUCCUUCUCCCUCUAAUCAGAGCCAGGACGGAAAAAUUUGGAAAAGGGGAGGGGGAAGAAGAACAAGCACGUACCUGCUACGUGGAUUCAUUGCUCGAGAUGGAGCUACCAGACACUGAUGGUAACGGAGAGCAGAGGAAGAGGAAGCUCAACGAGGGGGAAAUUCUGGGCUUGUGCUCCGAGUUCCUCGACGGAGGGACUGACACGACUACAACAGCAUUGGAGUGGAUCAUGGCGAACUUGGUGAAGUGCCCUGACGUUCAGGAGAAGCUGUUUCGGGAGGUUGAAAGCGCAGUGGUGGAAGGAAGUGAAGAGGUUUUUGAGGAGGAUUUGGGGAAGAUGAGGUACCUGAGAGCCGUGUGCUUGGAAGGAUUGAGGAGACACCCGCCGGGUCAUUUCGUGCUGCCGCAUUCGGUGACGGAGGAUACGGUGCUGGACGGCAAGUUUGUGAUCCCCAAGAACGCUGCUGUUAACUUCAUGGUGGCGGAGAUGGGGUGGGAUCCUAAGGUCUGGGAGGACCCCAUGGCGUUCAAGCCGGAGAGGUUCCUCGAAGGUGGUGGUGGUGAGUUCGAUUUGACCGGAAGCAAGGAGAUCAAGAUGAUGCCGUUCGGUGCUGGGAGAAGGAUGUGUCCUGGGUAUACUCUGGCGAUGCUGCAUCUCGAGUACUUUGUGGCUAAUCUUGUGAGGAACUUCAAGUGGGAAGCUGCAGGGGAGGUUGAUCUGGCGGAGAAGCCUGAGUUUACCGUUGUUAUGAAGCACCCGCUCGAAGUCAAGUUGUCCCCUAGGGUUCGAGCCUCGUCGUCGUAG
Molecule: messenger RNA, 1563 nt
Organism: Linum tenue
Lineage: Eukaryota; Viridiplantae; Streptophyta; Magnoliopsida; Malpighiales; Linaceae
Source: the annotation of a GenBank genome assembly